AUGGAGGAUGAGAAGGACGCGUUUUACGUUGUGAGGAAAGGCGACAUUGUUGGCGUGUACAGGAGUUUGAAUGAUUGCCAGUCUCUGCUAUGUGGUCCAGAUGUUGAUGUUUUCAAAGGCUAUCGAUUGUCUAACGUUGCUGAAAAAUUCCUCUCCUCGCAUGGACUCAAUAAUGCAAUCUAUUCCGUUGGUGUUUCUAAUGUCCAAGGUGACCUUUUUGGACAACUUAUUCCCUGUCCAUUUCAGCAACCAGCUUCCAUUAAAGCUAACAGCAAGACACCUAUAGAGAAGAGGAUGAAGAAAGAUGUUGUUGGAUCAACUUCAUUAUCAGAAGCUCCUCAAAGAAAGUUACCUGAAACAGAAAGCUUUAUAGAAGCUUUACCAGUUUCUGCUUAUUGUUGUUCCUGUAUUCUUGAGUUUGAUGGUGCAGCCAAAAAUAACCCUGGACCUGCAGGUGCUGGUGCUGUGAUCCGUGCAGUAGACGGAAGUCUGGUUUAUCGUCUGCGUGAGGGUUUAGGUGUUGCAACCAACAAUGUGGCUGAAUAUCGAGCUGUGAUUUUAGGGUUACGGUAUGCUCUCGAGAGAGGGUUUAGACAUAUUCGUGUGCAAGGAGACUCUAAACUUGUUUGUAUGCAGGUUAAUGGGGUGUGGAGGACGAAAACACAGAACAUGACUGAGUUGUGUAAAGUGGCGAAGGAAUUGAAGGAGAAGUUUUUAUCUUUCCAGAUUUGUCAUGUUGAAAGGGAAUACAAUUCUGAAGCAGAUGCCCAAGCCAACCUGGCUGUAUAUCUCCAGAGUGGUGAAGUUCAGGAGGAAGUCGAGAGGAGAUAGUUUAAUUCGAACCCUUUCUAAAAAUGUCAACUAACAACUCUCUUUACUUUUGGGUCCUCAGAAUGUAAUUCGCAAACACAAGAAGCGAUAUUUUAUAAAAAAUAGCAUUGACGUAUUUUUUUUGA
Lactuca virosa is the source of this 956-nucleotide messenger RNA. NCBI's taxonomy places the organism in Eukaryota, Viridiplantae, Streptophyta, Magnoliopsida, Asterales, Asteraceae. The record is from the annotation of a GenBank genome assembly.